Messenger RNA from Dama dama (fallow deer), 1593 nucleotides. Its product is annotated as intestinal-type alkaline phosphatase-like. Lineage: Eukaryota; Metazoa; Chordata; Mammalia; Artiodactyla; Cervidae. The record is from RefSeq and is a predicted model, not a curated record. The transcript is spliced from 11 exons. Gene Ontology annotation, biological process: dephosphorylation. The coding region runs from base 1 to 1593 and encodes 530 amino acids. Gene Ontology annotation, molecular function: alkaline phosphatase activity. Gene Ontology annotation, cellular component: plasma membrane.
AUGCAGUGGGCCUGUGUGCUGCUGCUGCUGGGCCUGUGGCUACAGCUCUCCCUCACCUUCAUCCCAGCUGAGGAGGAAGACCCCGCCUUCUGGAACCGCCAGGCAGCCCAGGCCCUUGAUGUAGCCAAGAAGUUGCAGCCGAUCCAGACAGCUGCCAAGAAUGUCAUCCUCUUCUUGGGGGAUGGGAUGGGGGUGCCUACGGUGACAGCCACUCGGAUCCUAAAGGGGCAGAUGAAUGGUAAGCUGGGACCUGAGACACCCCUGGCCAUGGACCAGUUCCCAUACGUGGCUCUGUCCAAGACAUACAACGUGGACAGACAGGUGCCAGACAGCGCAGGCACUGCCACUGCCUACCUGUGUGGGGUCAAGGGCAACUACAAAACCAUUGGUGUAAGUGCAGCCGCCCGCUACAACCAGUGCAACACGACACGUGGGAAUGAGGUCACGUCUGUGAUGAACCGGGCCAAGAAAGCAGGAAAGUCAGUGGGAGUGGUGACCACCUCCAGGGUGCAGCAUGCCUCCCCAGCCGGUGCUUAUGCACACACGGUGAACCGAAACUGGUACUCAGAUGCCGACCUGCCUGCCGAUGCACAGACGUAUGGCUGCCAGGACAUCGCCACACAACUGGUCAACAACAUGGAUAUUGACGUGAUCCUGGGUGGAGGCCGAAUGUACAUGUUUCCUGAGGGGACCCCGGAUCCUGAAUACCCAUACGAUGUCAAUCAGACUGGAGUCCGGAAGGACAAGCGGAAUCUGGUGCAGGAGUGGCAGGCCAAGCACCAGGGAGCCCAGUAUGUGUGGAACCGCACGGAGCUCCUUCAGGCAGCCAAUGACCCCAGUGUAACACACCUCAUGGGCCUCUUUGAGCCGGCAGACAUGAAGUAUAAUGUUCAGCAAGACCCCACCAAGGACCCGACCCUGGAGGAGAUGACGGAGGCGGCCCUGCAAGUGCUGAGCAGGAACCCCCAGGGCUUCUACCUCUUCGUGGAGGGAGGCCGCAUUGACCACGGUCACCAUGAAGGCAAAGCUUAUAUGGCACUGACUGAUACAGUCAUGUUUGACAAUGCCAUCGCCAAGGCUAACGAGCUCACUAGCGAACUGGACACGCUGAUCCUUGCCACUGCAGACCACUCCCAUGUCUUCUCUUUUGGUGGCUACACACUGCGUGGGACCUCCAUUUUCGGUCUGGCCCCCAGCAAGGCCUCAGACAACAAGUCCUACACCUCCAUCCUCUAUGGCAAUGGCCCUGGCUACGUGCUUGGUGGGGGCUUAAGGCCCGAUGUUAAUGACAGCAUAAGCGAGGACCCCUCGUACCGGCAGCAGGCGGCCGUGCCCCUGUCUAGUGAGUCCCACGGGGGCGAGGACGUGGCGGUGUUCGCGCGAGGCCCGCAGGCGCACCUGGUGCACGGCGUGCAGGAGGAGACCUUCGUGGCGCACGUCAUGGCCUUUGCGGGCUGCGUGGAGCCCUACACCGACUGCAAUCUGCCGGCCCCCUCUGGCCUCUCCGACGCCGCGCACCUGGCGGCCAGCCCGCCUUCGCUGGCGCUGCUGGCCGGGGCGAUGCUGCUGCUGCUGGCGCCCGCCUUGUACUGA